This is a messenger RNA of Photinus pyralis (common eastern firefly), 1376 nucleotides long. Its product is annotated as tektin-1-like. The record is from RefSeq and is a predicted model, not a curated record. Gene Ontology annotation, cellular component: nucleus; microtubule cytoskeleton. Lineage: Eukaryota; Metazoa; Arthropoda; Insecta; Coleoptera; Lampyridae. The transcript is spliced from 6 exons. Gene Ontology annotation, biological process: cilium movement involved in cell motility; cilium assembly. Bases 77 to 1321 code for a protein of 414 amino acids.
GUUUGUCAUAUUGAUCACACAAACUUCAGAGAAGCUUAUUUUGUGUUUUUUGUGGACAAAAUUUUAAUCACAAACAAUGAAUUCCACUUUGAAGCUGUACGAAGCAUCGGUGGUGCCGGUUCCACCACCACCAUCAAGGUUCACAUUGAACGAGUGGUAUUUAAACAACCGCGUCCGCUACCGAACGUGCCUAGACCAACAGCAACUGGCAGAUAAAAUUUUGGCAGAAUGCGAAAGAGGAAGAGAACAAAUACAGGAGAUCGCGUUGAUGAACAAGAGGGAGGUUGACCAUAAGAUCGAAGAGAGAAUUGGCGACAUUACGUUUAAUAAGGGCGAACUCGUGAGACAGCGUAAAGAAGUUUGUUUGGAAAUUAAUAAUCUAUCCAUUUACAAUGAGCGAAUCGUGGAUGCGUUGGCCUUUUUGAAAAAUCAGGCGUUGCCUAUUAAUAGGAAAUGUAUAGUGCUGCGAGAAGGUCGGCUUGGAAUUGACAUGUGUCACGACGAUGUCGAACGAGAACUACUUAAGGAAACCGAAAUUCUGGAAUCCGCAAUGAGCUUACUAUACCGUGUAAUGGAACAGGGAAAUGAGCAACUGCGACGCCUACGCUCUACAAUUUAUUUCAUGGACCGAGACUUGGAGGAUAAGGACAACGUUUUAAAAAUUGACGCUGGAAAUCUGUCAAUCAAUCAAAAUAGCAUGAAUCUCAGCAUGUACCAUGGAUUUACUCCCUUAGAUCCGUCCAACAUCACAGCAGAGGAAUGGGAGGUUUUCACGCGUCAAAAUAUAGCCAGAGCCGCGAAAGAAAUAAAUAGCGCAUGCUGCUUGCGAUCGUACGUGAACACCUUAAUCGGUCAAGUAAUGGAAGAUUUACGAAAUCAGGCGGAUAUCGUUAACGAAGCAUUUCGAAGACGAAUCGACGAAAUUAAGGAGGCGAAAACCAAACUGGAAGUUAACCAUAGCGAAAUUUCGCGCCAAACAAACGAAAUGACUCGCAAUAUAUUACAAUUAGAAAAAACGUUGAGUACAAAUGAGGGAUUUAUGGCACUAUCGCAUACUCGUCUAGGUAAACGCGCCCAAAGACCUGGUAUGGAAUUGUGUCGUGAUUUAGUCGAAGUAAAUUUGGUUAACGAAGUCCGAGAAUUAAGAGACAAUUGUGCGGCACUUCAACAACUACUUGCUGAGGCGCAAGCUUCCUUACGAUACUUACUGAAGACUCAAAUUCAAUUAGAAGAAGACGUAAACGUUAAAACAAACAGUUUAAAAAUCGAUGAAGUUGACUGUAUGACGCUUCGACAAGGUUUGGACUACCAUAAUUACUAAUUGCAAUCAAUCAACCUUUUGAAAGUGCUAUAUCCACUGCCAUUGUAUGUCAAUA